AUGGGUAGCGGUGAAAUGGGAGUUGCAGAGAGUGACGGUGCUUCCCUACCCUCAAUCGGAGCCGACGCAAUGAAGCGAAGAGUAACCUACUUCUACGAACCAACCAUCGGUGAUUACUACUACGGCCAAGGCCACCCAAUGAAACCCCACCGAAUACGCAUGGCUCAUAACCUCGUCAUCCACUACGCACUUCACCGUCGUAUGCAAAUCAACCGUCCUUUUCUCGCCGGUCCCGAAGACAUCCGCCGUUUUCACGCCGACGACUACGUCGACUUCCUUUCCUCCGUUUCGCCGGAGAUUCUCUCCGAGAAUUCUCACUCUCAUUACCGUCAGCUCAAGCGGUUCAACGUUGGUGAAGAUUGUCCUGUUUUCGAUGGACUUUUUCCGUUCUGUCAGGCCUCUGCUGGUGGAUCGAUUGGUGCUGCUGUUAGGCUGAAUCGCGGUGAUGCUGAUAUUGCUAUCAAUUGGGCUGGGGGAUUGCAUCAUGCUAAGAAAGCUGAAGCCUCUGGGUUUUGCUAUGUUAAUGACAUUGUUCUUGGUAUUCUCGAGCUUCUUAAAGUUCAUAGGCGUGUGGUGUAUGUUGAUAUUGAUGUCCAUCAUGGAGAUGGCGUUGAGGAGGCAUUUUACACUACUGAUAGAGUGAUGACAGUGUCUUUUCACAAGUUUGGCGAUUUUUUCCCGGGAACUGGGCAUAUUAAAGACACUGGGGUGGGCUCUGGAAAAGACUAUGCUGUAAAUGUUCCUUUGAAUGACGGAAUGGAUGAUGAGAAUUUCCGUGCUCUGUUCCGUCCCAUCAUGCAAAAAGUCAUGGAUGUUUAUCAACCCGAUGCAGUUGUUCUUCAGUGUGGAGCUGAUUCAUUGUCUGGUGAUAGGCUGGGUUGCUUCAACUUGUCUGUGAAGGGUCAUGCAGACUGCCUUCGUUUCCUUAGAUCUUUCAAUGUUCCUCUGAUGGUCUUGGGUGGGGGAGGAUACACAGUACGGAAUGUUGCUCGUUGUUGGUGUUAUGAGACAGCAGUGGCAGUAGGAGUGGAGCCUAGUAAUAAGUUGCCAUACAACGAGUAUUAUGAAUAUUUUGGCCCAGACUAUACACUUCACGUCGAACCAAACAACAUGGAGAACCUAAACACACCCAAGGAUAUGGAAAAAAUCAGAAACAUGUUACUUGAACAAAUUUCCAGACUUCCUCAUGCACCCAGUGCACCUUUUCAAACAACACCGCCAAUUAUACAAGUUCCAGAAGAGGAAGACGAGGACAUGGAUAUAAGACCAAAACCUCGCAUAUGGAAUGGUGACGAUUAUGAUUCUGAAGACGAUGAUGAAUAUGAAGAUGAGAAGGCCAGUAUAAGGAGCUCAAACUUAUCUGCCCGUAUGAGGCGUUCAGCAGUUGAUAUGGAAGAAGACAAGCCAGAAGUUAAGCCUGAUGUGCAUUCGUCCUCGUCGUCCUAA
This is a messenger RNA of Lathyrus sativus (Indian pea), 1446 nucleotides long. The record is from the annotation of a GenBank genome assembly. NCBI's taxonomy places the organism in Eukaryota, Viridiplantae, Streptophyta, Magnoliopsida, Fabales, Fabaceae.